Messenger RNA from Penicillium angulare, 2592 nucleotides. RefSeq lists its product as uncharacterized. The transcript has 2 exons. The coding region runs from base 1 to 2592 and encodes 863 amino acids. The record is from RefSeq and is a predicted model, not a curated record. Lineage: Eukaryota; Fungi; Ascomycota; Eurotiomycetes; Eurotiales; Aspergillaceae.
AUGUCUUUACCGGGUCAGGCCAAUUCUGGGCCAAGUACCGGCCCCUCUGCCUCGGGACCAGAUAGGAAAGGGUCCGUCAAGAGAGCACGUCAGUUGCUGGAAGCAGGAGUCCGACCAACGCAAGAAAAACCUCAAGCUUUGAGACAGCCACCAAUGCCGCCAGCAGCUCGAAAUAUUGCUCAUCAAACACAAUGGCCGUUGCCAGAAUCAGGUCUGCAGCCUCGACCUCUAAACCCCCACCAGCCACGUUUCAUGACUCCCAGUGGCCCCCCGCCACUCAGGCCCCCACGGCCAAGUGAGGUUCCGUCGCAGAUCCCUUCGCCGUCAGUAUACUCAGUACGAAGUGGCGAGAGUCCCGAGCCUAGCUUCUCAGUGAAUUAUCCAAACCCUUAUCCAUACCCUACACCAUCAGUACGGUCAUUCUCACACCCCAACCCACGUCACCAACAGCAACAGUUCCAGCCGUCAACCAACAAUGGUGCGAUUAGCCCAAGCAGUACAAUUGACAUAAGCUCGCGCAUAUCAGUUGGAACAGAUGAAUUAUUUAGAAAUUCGACCCACUCCGCUUUUUCGAAUCUCCCGAUGCCCCCAGUCCCGCCUUCAGAGCCGCCGCCUCCAGUGCAAUCACGGCGGCAGGGGGCGGGGUUGCACAUACCUCCAAACGCGCGUCGAAGUCGAGCCCGGAAAUCAUCUGUGUCUCCUAUCCCAGAAGAGAUUCCGAACCCUCGUCAAACCCUUGGUUCAUACGCUUCUAGUCGGGUUAUCCCAUCUAGUUGGGGAUCUGGACCUGCUGAAUCCGAGAUCCUAGGUGCAUAUCUAGAUGAUGGCUCGAGUGACGACGAGGAAGAUGAAUUAAAGCAUGACGGGUCCAAAGAUGAGGCAAAUCUCGUGCGUAGUGCUAGUGUUGGCAAGAGGCAUAAGCCAACAAUGCGCACCAUCAUGAGAUCUAACCCCAAUUCAGAGGUUUCUGUUCCGGAUUUACCGGCUUCUCCAGUCUCACAGCAAAGGGAGCUAGACCACAAUAGAACUGCAGGGUUGACUAUCCCCACAACAGUAGCAGCAGCUGGAGGUACAGCUAUGGCCCAGAAUGAUCGACUCAUGAGGAUCCGAACCCCUAGCCCUGUAUGCCGUGGAUCUAUCUCGUCACUAUCGGGAGAGUCAUAUGUGGAUCCGGAAAAGCCCCGUUUCGCGAAAUAUGAAGAGCAAAAUACGUAUCGGGGUGCUUUGGAAAAGGAGCUUGAGGAUUUGCCAAGGGCUGCACCGACCAUGAGUGACAAGAGACCCAAUGGACGUAAGCCACCUCGCCUGGACUUGGAAGCUGUCCGGGGCGCGGAAGCUCGAGGUAGUCUUUCAAGCUUAACGGAUUUGAUCCGACGUGCGACGAAGCUUGCAUCAAACCUAGAUCGUGGGAGAACAUCUAGCCGAGCUGACCUUGCAGGUGCAGGUGCCGACUUUAGAGAACAAGGAAAUCGAGGGCGAACCUCUGGAUCCCUUUCCGAUAUUCUUGCUUCAUUUCCAAACCCUAGUGUUUUGACACCAGACACCCGCAGCUCGUGGCCUGUGUUUUUCGGCCGUUCUCAUCUUCGCAAUGUUGAGCCUCUUGCCUCUCAUGAUGAUAUACCUGAGGACCCAGCCCCCCGGCGGAAGUGCUGCGGAAUGCCUAGACGAUGGUUUAUUCUUCUCUGUAUCUUGAUCUUCAUUAUUGUUAUCCUCGCUGUUCUUCUCCCAGUAUUUCUAGUUGCUGUACCACGUGAGAAUGCAAGCCAAUCCUGCUCCCACACGACGCCGUGUCAUAACGGUGGGGUCAGUGUUUCAGGUGGCACAGAAUGCUCAUGUGUUUGUGCAGAGGGUUAUAUGGGCUCCCAGUGCAGCUUGUCGGGGGACAGUAGUUGCGUGACUGCUGAAGUGAACAAUGGCAGCAUCAACAAGAACACGACGAUGGGUAGCUCCAUACCCACUUUGUUAGAUCGGUCUCAGCAAAAAUUUGGGAUUGACCUUGACGGUGUGACGAUCAUGGCACUUUUCAGCAUGAACAACGUCUCCUGUCGAACUGAAAAUGCGCUCGUGUCUUUCAGUGAGAUUAGCCAGAGUGGUGAUACCGGUACCGCUCGUCGUUCUACCGAAUUCCCCGGACAAGGUGAACUCGGCGCCCCCAUCAAGAACAGAGAAACUCCAAUGAUUCCCCGUCCAUCACGGUCUAUUGAGAUCGCCCCUUCUUCCAACGUGAUAAGAGAACGGUCUUUGGCUACGUCCAAUGGCAUCUACUAUGACAGUGCAUCAACCACUUCCAGUGCUCGAGUAUCGUCGACGAACGAUGACACCAGUGCAACGAGUACUAUUGCAACUGCCACGACUACGAAGACUGGAGUGACAUCCACGUCAGCCUCUGUUCCAUCCGAAGUUAUAAAUUUCUCCCGUGUGGCCGUUCUGUACAUUCUGGAGAAGACGGGAUCGUUCAAUUCGGCCCAGGAAUCUGAGACGCAGAUCCAAACAUACUUGAUUGACUCGUAUAACUCAGCGGCCCAUCCUGCUGUGAAAGUGCUUGAAUGGUAUGAGUUGGAUUUUGAAAAUAAGACCAUUUCGACAGGAUGA